CCAGAAAGCAUCAUCAUCUCGUCCAUCCAACUGCUCAUGGGAAUCUGCAAUCAGUGCAUCCAAUCUGCGAGUAAUCGCCGUCGGGCAGUCGCAGAAGGCCCCACUAAAUCAUACUCCAGCCGGCCAAUUGCCUUGUCCAGUGUCUCAUGUGUCGUGGCAGUUGCUGCGUGCUCUUCCCGUCCAGGAAAGAUACAACCGUUCUCGUUCCGUUCAGCACUUUCCCCCGUCAAAUGCAGCAGCUCCUACCGUCGUUAAACACAUUCGCCUACAGCAGGUGCGAGGAUUGCAACCCCAUCCCACCUCAAGCUCGCUUCUCCGCAGCGAGGUGACUAUGUCUACUAUACACUAGGUACCUAGGUGCCAGGGGCAUUAAUAGUCUAAGACAAGUAUCUCACAUUAAAUGAUUCUUUCCCGAACCCAGCGCCUGCAGAUUGACACCGGUAGUCAGUCUCGUGGUCUAAAGACAGAAGUACCUACCUAGGAAAGAAGAAGGUGUGGUCUGCAGCCUGCCUGCCUUCCAGCAAAGAAGCUCACGUCGGAGUUUCGGCGGACAUCGGCACCGUCAAAGCUGAAGAGUCUGAGACGGCGCAACGUCGCUUGCCUGCCGAACGUGGGAGCAGGCACCUUCCUUACCUCACCGAUCUCACCUACCACCUGAGUAAGGUAGGCAAGCACGACCAUCCACCAUAAGGUAGCCAGACGGGCGAAAAGGGAAAUAAGGACCAAGAAAAAAAAAACGUCGGCGAUUCUUGCUGCCACUGGCCGCCGUCACCGUCACCCGCACUCCACCAGAAGGUCCGUCCAGUCCUCACCUGCCUCAUCCCCGUCCCGUCCACUUUCUUUCCCUCGCCUACGCGCAGAUCUGCCACCUCUCCCGGCGGCGUCGCUUCGCAUUUACCCCUCGUCAUCUCUCUUCUCUGGAACCUUUUUUUUUUCCCUCGUGAUUGCUCCCUUCAACGUCAACCCUCCAUCGCCCGCUUUUCCUUCUUUCAUCUACGCCCGGAAUUCAAUCCUCACUGAUGAACCACAUCAGGUCCGCUUAGAGUGAUUUACUUCAGUCUGCCUUCACCCUCGCGGACCCUGAUUCACGAUAGAACAGGCGGGCCAGCAGACGGCGCGAAAACCCGACAAGCCGAUUCCGACCCGACUCAGCUGCGAGCUCUUGUCACCUUUCUACGGAUACGCUAGUGAUUAACCUCUUCAACGACUCGAUAGCCCGACCCGACCACGGCCAGGACUCCCUCAUUCAGGCAUCGUCAUCCGUCACUGCCGGCUUGUUACCAACGACUCGGCCACUGAAGAAUUUCUUCCUCCCUCACCUUCCCGCCAAUUUGUUCACCCGACCGACAUCCGAUUGUCGGCUUGGCUGACUUUUAUUUCCACCCCAUCAUAACGUCAGGACGAACGCCCGAACCACCUCUUUCUCUUUUUUCCCUUCAAACCUUCGUUUCACUUUUUAUUCUUUCUCCAGUCGUGGGCCGCAUCGCAAGGUCGCUCGCUGUUCUCCGUACUCACUCCGACCAAUUGCUGUACCCUGCGUCACCGACGUCAAGGUUCAACCUACCUAAUCAGUGGCGUUGUCUCUUUGAGCCUUGAUCAACAAUCUGGCCGGGACCUGCAAUUUCAACCCCCAUCCACUUCUCGUCCAACAACGAAAGAUUGCCGAACUCCAAAUCGACGGAUUAAAUUUUCGAGUCCCUCAACCGCGCCGGCAUUCCACCUCGACAGACCGAGACCCAUUCGUACCUGCCACGAGGUCGAGGAACCCUCCUAAUUCGCAACCUCGCCGGACUCUGCAGCCCAAUCCAUCGCCAUGGCAAACCGAGAAUUCGAGAUCAUGCCAUGGGAGUGCCGUGAUGUGGAGGAUCAGGCCGAAGCCUACUACAACCAGCCACUCAGGUCAUCGAAUCAGGCCCUCGCCGAGGAGAAUGCGAAGCUGAAGAAGCUGCUCCGAGAAAACGGCAUCUCUUGGUCGCCCGUAUCCGCAAACUAUCAGAACCUCCAAGCAGGUGCCAGGCGAAAACAAGCCCCGUCUUCAGGAACUCGCUCCUUUCCGUACCUUCCAACAGAGGUCCUGCUGCGCAUUCUCAAGUACUCGAUGACCUCGAAGGACACGAUUAUCGACCCCUUGACGAAAAUCACGCCCGACAACCUCACAGCCCAGGAGAAAAGCCGUGGUAAUCAAAUCGCCAUCCACUUCUUGGCGACAUGCAAGGCGAUGCAUGACGAAGGCAGCCGUAUGUUCUGGAGCCACAACACUUUCACUUUCACAAAUGAACACGCCGUCAGAAACUUUGCCGAGCUGGACUUUGGAUUUCGAAAGGACAUCAAGCAUGUCAACUUUCGCAUCGUCGCCCAAUUCUACGACGACAAGAAGCGAAAGCACAAGCUUGAGCGAUCCUACCACCCGUCUCUGAAGAGCGACAUCACACUGCGGACGGUCCCUCGCGUCAGUGAGCGAACCUAUGCCCGUGGCGGUUUUCGCUGCUACACGUGGGCUCAAGUAACGGAUUUCCUGCGUGCCCUCCGCCCUCCCUUCGAUCCCAAGCAUGACAAAGGGCUAGUGCGCCCCAAGCUGCUUCCUGGCCUUGAGUCGCUCAGAAUUGACUUGGUGAACUUUAUCGACGACUUUCUCCCUAUGCCUAGCAGCGACCUGCACGAUGUGGCAUCACACGAACUCGGUUGUUCUCUGAAUGAGUUGCAAGUCACCGGUCUUCCGAUUGACGAUGCUGGCAGCAAGGCCACCGCAGAGCUUACUGGGCUUCUGCGCGACGAGGGCCUCUUCCUUGCUGGCUUGCCCUCGUUUGUUCAAGUCAAAAACUCCCUGAAGCCUCUGCCGGGCAUCUCGAGCUGCGCGCGUGUUGUUCGGGCCUGGAAGACAAUCAAGGCAAAGCGGGAAGACGACGGUGAUUCCGACUCUGACCCUGGAAAUGAAACUGAUGAAGGCCACUAUCAUCCUAAGGAGCCCAUCAUGCCCCCUGCGCCCCGAGAGACAGGCCACCCCAAGUCCGCGCCUAGCCGUCGGGACUUGACGAUCUGGAAGAGGGUGCCCAAGAGCCGUGACGGGGAUGGUGAUGACCGCCAGUGGACCGAGUUCUGCCGCAGCAGUGGCUACCCCAUGGAGGACAUUGAGGAUAUGAUGGGCGACGAUGACGAGCUUGGCAUCUGCCCGUGUUGUGGCGAACCACACCCUAGUCUCUUGGACCUCCUCGAGACGGACAACGAGGAGGACAUUGGAGACGACUAAGGUACACGCUCGACUCAGUUGAGAAAGCGGCAUUUGGUUGGCGUUACUUGGAAUGAGAGGCUCGAGCCUGUCUAAUGAUGGGGAGCAACAUGGCGAGGCACCGUUACACAUGGUAUUCGGGAUAUGAAAAGGGAUCAUGAUUCAUCGGAUGGAAAAGCUUACGGAGUUACUUUACACAGGUCACGAGAUUAUGAUACCACAUUUUGCUCAGGGCACAUAGAUACCAUGGUUAGCCAUUAAUAAGGCGUAUGAGGCCAGCCUCUGUCUCAUGGACAGGAAGUCUG
Colletotrichum scovillei is the source of this 3531-nucleotide messenger RNA. RefSeq lists its product as uncharacterized. NCBI's taxonomy places the organism in Eukaryota, Fungi, Ascomycota, Sordariomycetes, Glomerellales, Glomerellaceae. Bases 1814 to 3247 code for a protein of 477 amino acids. The transcript has 2 exons. The record is from RefSeq and is a predicted model, not a curated record.